ACUGGGAGGCAGCGGGGACGAGCAGGGGCCGGGUGGCCCCUCGCUGUGUGGCGGCGAGCACCGGGCACCAGCUGUACCAGUGGGCACCGGGUUCCAGGCUCUGUCCUCCCUGCAGUCCCCCCGGUCCGGAUGCCAUCACCCACGUCCCCGGCCAUGUCCGUGUCGAGCCCCUCAGACCCGGAGAGCAGCCCCCUCAUGCUGCCGGGACCCCGGGUCCCCAGGGAGGACGACGCGGAGCCCGGGGAGAAGAAGGUCUGUGCCGUGUGUGGGGACCAUGCCACCGGGUACCACUUCCACGUCAUGACCUGCGAGGGCUGCAAGGGCUUCUUCAGGGUCUCACAGCUCCCGUGUCCCCCCAGGCGCUCCAUCAACAAGGGCGUCCGCUUCACCUGCCCCUUCGCCCGGAGCUGCCCCGUCACCAAGGCCAAGCGGCGGCAAUGCCAGGCCUGCCGCCUCCAGAAGUGCCUCGACAUGGGCAUGCGGAAGGACAUGAUCAUGUCGGAGGAGGCGCUGCAGCAGCGACGGGCACUGCGGGGGCAGCGGCGGUUGGCACGGGAGCAGCCAGGGGGGCUGACGGCAGAGCAGCAGGAGCUCAUCAGCAUCCUCAUUGCGGCCCACCAGCGCACCUUCGACUCCAGCUUCUCCCAGUUCACGCACUACCGGCCCGCUGUGCGCCUCUACGUCCCCAGCCCACGGCCGCAGAGCCCGCCAGAGCCGGGCGUCCCUGCCCCGUGGCCGCCAUCCCCACAGCUGGACUGCCUGGAUGAGGAUGUGCUGCCCGACGUCUUCUCCAUGCUGCCCCACUUCGCCGACCUCAGCACCUUCAUGAUCCAGCAGGUCAUCAACUUUGCCAAGGAGAUCCCAGCUUUCAGGACUUUGCCUAUCGAUGACCAGAUCUCGCUGCUCAAAGGGGCCACCCUGGAGAUCUGCCAGAUCCAGUUCAACACCGUCUUCAAUGCAGAGACCAACGCCUGGGAGUGCGGGCAGCACUGUUACACCAUCCAGGACGGAGCCCUGGCUGGAUUUCAGCAGAUCUACCUGGAGCCGCUGCUCAAGUUCCACAUCAGCCUGAAGAAGCUGCAGCUGCAUGAGGCUGAGUACGUCCUGCUCCAGGCCAUGCUGCUCUUCUCCCCAGACCAUGCCGGCAUCACCCAGCGGGACUUCAUCGACUGCUUCCAGGAGAAGGUGGCCCUGACGCUCAAGAGCUACAUCGACCACCAGCACCCCAUGCCCGAGGGCAGGUUUCUCUACGCGAAGCUACUGCUGCUGCUGACGGAGCUGCAGACGCUGAAGGUGGAGAACACGCGGCAGAUCCUCCACAUCCAGGACCUGUCCUCCAUGACGCCGCUGCUCUCCGAAAUCAUCAGCUAGAGCCCGCACUGAGCCCUGGCCCCUGGCUGCAAGCACCAGGGCUCACCAGCUACCACGGCACUUUACAGGGCAGAGUAAAGCUCCUUUAUUUUUCCAGG
Grus americana (Whooping crane) is the source of this 1469-nucleotide messenger RNA. RefSeq names its product nuclear receptor subfamily 1 group I member 3 (gene NR1I3). NCBI's taxonomy places the organism in Eukaryota, Metazoa, Chordata, Aves, Gruiformes, Gruidae. The transcript has 9 exons. Gene Ontology annotation, molecular function: RNA polymerase II cis-regulatory region sequence-specific DNA binding; nuclear receptor activity; zinc ion binding. Gene Ontology annotation, biological process: cell differentiation; negative regulation of transcription by RNA polymerase II; positive regulation of transcription by RNA polymerase II. The record is from RefSeq and is a predicted model, not a curated record. The coding region runs from base 130 to 1371 and encodes 413 amino acids.